CGGGGCGGGCCGGCCCGCGGGCGGGCGGGCGGGAGUCGGUCUGUCAGUCUGACUGUCAGUCUGUGUGACUGUCUGGUGUGGCGAUGUUCACGGGCCAUCGACGUGACAUUUGAGUAGCUACAUCACAUGCUGCACUCGAUCGGGAGGGAAGCGAAGGUGGCAUUUGUCUCGGGUCGCGUCGACCGAGGAAUCGCGGAUUCUCGGGUCGAUGUUUCUUGCUGCAUUCUUGUAGAGCGAUCGAGGGAGCGAGGCCAUUGAGACAGAUUGAGUGAGUGAGUGCACGUUGGUUCGUUUGGUGGUUGUAGACCGAUUUUGAUACUCAGGAUUGUUUCUGGUCGACGGACGCGCAGUGUGACAGCCUUCGCACGGAGGGAGCGCUGGGGUGGGUGGGUAGAUUGGGUGUAACUUGGUGGGCGCCGGGCGGACCUUGUUUCGGUGCUCGAGAUACGAAUGCGGCUUCGUUAGAUGGUUUCUUCCGUCUUACCGCAGAGGGUUUGAUUUUGUUGCUGGAUUCCUCUGGGCCUCAUUGGACUUGAGGGGGAGAGGAAGAAGUUCUGGAUUUCCGACAGAGGCGAAGAUGAUAGAGUAUGAGAGUGUGGCCCAUGCGGAGGCUGCCCUGAACCGGACGCUGGGCAGUAUGGAGCUGAUGUGGUUUGAAUGGACCGCCAAUGUCAGCGAUUUCAACCUUUACAUGAUGAACUUGGUCUUUGUUCUGAUCAUCUACAAUGUGGCCCCUUUACCGUCAUUUUUCUUGGACGUGUAUCAAGUGACUAGUUUCGAGAAGUACAGGAUACAACCGGGCGUGCACAAUACCAAAUCGGCCUCCAUCCAAUGUUACAAAGACACCAUGAUGCUUUAUUUCUUCAUCGUCGCUCCGCUGAAUGUGAUUUCGUACCCCACGUUCAAGAUGAUCGGUAUAAGUUCGGAUAUACCACUUCCCUCUCUUCAAACCGCACUCCUCCAGCUGCUGACCUACUUCCUUAUCGAGGAUUACACGAACUAUUGGCUUCACAGAUGGCUUCACUCGGAGUGGGGAUAUAACAACAUUCAUCGAGUUCACCACGAAUUUACCGCCCCACAGAGUUAUGCGUCUGUGUAUUCUCAUUUCGCCGAAAUGCUAUUGCUCGGCAUUCCCACAUUUCUGGGUCCAGCUAUUUGUCCGGGUCACAUAAUCACUUUCUAUAUAUGGAUAGCUUUACGGCAACUCGAAGCUAUCGACACACACAGCGGGUACGAUUUUCCGUUCGCCUUGACAAAACUGAUACCUUUUUAUGGAGGAGCUGAAUAUCAUGACUACCAUCACUACAUCGGUGGCAAAAGCCAGAGUAACUUCGCCUCCGUCUUCACGUACUGCGACUGGCUUUAUGGGACAGACAAGGGUUACAGGUAUCAAAAGGAAUUGCUGAGGAAGACGAGGAAGGCAAAAACUAGUUAGACAAAGUGACUCGAGUUUUAGUUUGUCUCCCUCAUAUGACAACUUGAAGACAACAAACGCUAGAACGUGUGAGGAGUGCAAGGCUGGUGCAAGUUUCUGCCACAUAAAUUAGGAUGAAUAACAACGGACUUCCAUGGCUACAUAUAGAAGUGCUCUAUAUCUAUGAGCCAAGUCGAGUUCUAAGUGCACAUGUACACGAACAUUCUGUUGUAAAUCCAAGAGACUGGUUUAUGUGGAUCAGUUUCUUCCUCACAUUUUGUAGAUGAGAUUCUGGAGCGAUUGUAAUCUGGGGAUCCCAAUCAUCGCACCUCAAAAUUGACGAUCUUCAAUAGACUCUGUUUGCUCCAAU
Marchantia polymorpha subsp. ruderalis is the source of this 1784-nucleotide messenger RNA. Lineage: Eukaryota; Viridiplantae; Streptophyta; Marchantiopsida; Marchantiales; Marchantiaceae. The record is from the annotation of a GenBank genome assembly.